GUUUUACGGCAUCUUGGUUCUGACGUCACCAGUGGGCGGGACUUACGAUAGCUAUGUCCUGUGAGUGUGUGUUUGAGAGGCGAGUCUUUCUUUCUCACGCUAACACUUUUAGUGGAUACUCACCUGUUGAAAAAGCAGCACCAGACUAGUACCGCUUCACACUUCUAUAAAGUGGAUUGACCUUUUUCCCAACAUGACAGACGCGCUUUUGCCAAACGGCCUCAAGGAAGGUCGAGGAGACGGCAAGUACUUCAGAAAGGGUUGUAACCCAUUUGCCCAGACAGGACGAAGCAAGCUGCAGAACAAGCGAGCCAGUCUGAAUCAGCAGAUCAUCAAGCAGAUGAGGAUGCGAGCAGGAGCAGAGAACCUUCUCAGGGCUACCUCCAACAACAAGGUGAAGGAGAUGGUCUUGCUGGAGCUAAGCUAUGUCAAUUCCAACCUGCAGCUUCUCAUGGGCCAGCUGGAAGGACUCAACAGCUCCAUGGAGGUCUACCAGAGCAGCCAGGAAACGGCCAACAUCCCGGUCAUCGCACUGGGUCUGAAGGAAACAAAAGAAAUUGACUUCUCCACACCUUUUAAGGAUUACAUCAUUUCGCAUUACAACGAAGACGGAGCCACCUACGAAGACGAGCUUGCCGACCUGAUGGACCUUCGACAGUCGUGCAGGACGCCAAGUCGUAGCGAGGCUGGCGUGGAGUUGCUGGCAAGGUACUGCAACCAUCUUCCUCUGGUGGAGAGUCGAUUCUUCUCACCCACACAUCACAGUGGCAUCUUCUUCACGUGGUACGACUCCUUCACGGGUGUGCCAGUGUGCCAGCAGAAUUUGUCGCUGGAGAAGGCCAGCAUGCUCUUCAACAUGGCCGCUCUCUACUCACAGAUCGGCACCCGCAGCGACCGGCAGACAACGGCCGGCCUGAGGGAGGCCAUUUCAGCUUUCCAGAAGGCAGCUGGCAUCCUGAAUCACUUGAAGGAGACAUUUACACACACACCCAGCUACGACAUGAGUCCCGCCAUGCUGGCCAUGCUCAUCCGCAUGAUGCUGGCACAGGCGCAGGAAUGUCUUUUUGAGCAGCUCGCCCUUCCCGGCGUCCGCAAUGAGGUUCUGACAUUGCUCAGGAUGGCACAAGAGGCGGCCAAGGUGUCGGAAAUCUAUGACCACGUCCACCAGUCCAUGAUCCAGACGCCGUUGAAAGAUAACGUGCCCUUUUUCUGGUCUACUAUGUCUCAAGUGAAGACCAACCAUUACCGCUCUAUGGCGCACUACUUUGUGGCCUCGGCCUUGCUGGACCACCAUGUGGGUCCAAGCGAUGACGAGGACCAGCAGGAAAAGACCUUGUCUCAAGUAUACAAUCACCUCCCCGACGGUUGUUCUCCCCUGGAAAUUCUAAAGAAGAGAUCUGAGCGAAGGCGUAUUGGAAGAGCUCACAUCCAUCGCGCCAUCACGGGUCACGAGGAGGCACUGAGGAUCUACAGCUUGUGCCAUCACCUCAACAAGCUGGAGGUGCUGCAGGACAUUUUGAAGGCCAGCCACCAGCGCUCGCUGCACAAGGCCAGUGACAAACAGAUGGAGGAGGAGUUCACAGACUACUUGGACGUGCCCGGCAUUAUCUCAAAAACUGAACAACAAGCAGAGAUGGAGGUUCCUGCCGCCUUAAAGGUGAAAGUCAGCGACUUUUUCCAGAGACUGGGUCCUCUGUCAGUGUUCUCCGCCAAGCAGCGUUGGACACCACCCCGGAAGGUGCGUCUGCGCACGGAGGACAGAGACGUCGGUUUCACCCUUAAGGGGGAUGCACCAGUCCAGGUUGUCUCUCUGGAUCCCCUCUGCCCCGCUGCUGCCGACGGGCUGAAUGAGGGCGACUACAUUGUUGCCGUUGGCGAGGCGGAAUGCAAGUGGAUGGGUGUAGGUGAGGUGAUGAGGCUGCUAAAAGACGUGGACAAGCAGGGCGUGGACAUCACGGUGGUCAGCGUGCUGGAAGGCAAUCCCACCAUGCCGGCCAAGAGUGCCACUUUCUGCGGCAACCUGCCCAAGACAUACUCCAUGAUUUGUCUGGCCUACGAUGGCGACGACAAAAGUGGCAAGUCGCGCAAGAUCAGCAAAAAAUCGUCCUUCCUCAGCUGGGGCCUGAAGAACAAACUGAAGAGUGCCAGUACCGUCAGCCUGCCUACUGCAGAGCAGUCGUGGAACAAACCCUGCCCGGCCUUCCCCAGCUCCUACAAGGACGCAGCCCUCUACUGAAUACACAGGUGCCCUCUCUGGUACCCUCUGCAACACUGUGGGGACACAAACACUAACAAUUAAUAUUUAUAGCCACACCUAUUACCCCCGCACCCACCUCUGAGUUAAAACCGCUGAUUGAAGAAAUUGUCUUUUAAAAUGAAAUGUUAUAAGCUGCUAACCAGUAAUUUUUGUGAUACAGCCUUUAAAGGGAUCUUGAGUAAAGUGCCUGGACCAGCCAGCCAGUUGGUGACGUUAAUAAGCGAGCGUAGUAAAGGAGGGUAAACGAGUCGUCUUCCUGCGUUUGGGAAAUAUCCAAGAAGUUUGAAAUCUCGCUUUUAAAUGGCAGACGAACAUGAUAAUCUACCGUUUGUUUUAUUCCUCAGUCGAUUAUCUCAAUAACAAACCACCGGAACACAUUUUAAGAAAAAGUUGUAUUUCCCGACCCCCCCCCACCAAAAAAAUUAUAAUAACAACAACAAUAAUAAUAAUUUCAAAAAUUGGAAUCUUGGUAACAUUAUUUGGAGAAAAAAAAGAUAAUUUGGGGACACGUUUUUCUUUUCGAAAACUAAUUUGUGUUUAUUGGAGAAACAAAAGCAUAAUCUUACCAACAAGGUUGUAUUUGUCACCCCCAAAAUGUGCAAUCUUAGAAGAAUAAAAUCACAUCAAGUGGUGAAAAAGGGUAUUCUGAAGUUUUAUUUAUUCAAGUAAAAAAGUUGCAAUCACACCAAAAAAAAGUCUUGCUUUUCUGGAACAAAUUCACGUUUGAGGGAAAAAAUUCUUAUUAUAAUAAAGUCACAUUUAUUUGAGUCAAAAAGGUGUAAUGUUACAAGAAUAAAGUCAUACUUUUUGAAGAUAAAAUUAAAUUUUCUCUGAGGAAAACAGUCGUAAUGUUAGGAGAAUAAAGUUGCAUUGAUGCAUGAAAAAUAUAUUUUUACGAGGAUAGUCAGAUUAUUUUGGUAGAGAAAAAAGUUUAAUUUCACAAGCAUGAAUGUCAAUGUGCAAUGUUUCAAGAAUAAAAUAAAAUUAAAAUGCAAAAAAAGGGUAAUGGCAUGACAAUAAAAUUGCAUUGCAUGCAGUUAAAACAAAACAAAACGGUGUAAUGUUAUGAGAAUAAAGUUUUUAUCCGCCCCAAAAAGUGCAAUUUUAGCAGAAUGAAGUCACAUAAACUCACCAAAAACGGACAAUUAAUUGCAUUAGUUCAAGUCAAUGAGACUAAAGUCACAUUGUUUGCAAGUCAUAAAUAGCAGACUAGUUAGUUAAAAUGGUUUUAAAAAAAAGUUGUAAUCUCAAAAGAAUUAAGGUUUCCCCCCAAAUUGCAAUAAAGUAAUUAAUUCAAGAAUAAAAGUUCUAACCUUAUAACAAUAGUAACAGUAGUAAAUCAAAAUAAGUGUAAUCUUAUGAGAAUAAAGUUGUAAUUUCAAAGAAAUUACAAUCUUAGUCGCAGCAAUUUUGAAAACAAAUUACAGGACGAAACCAUUUAUUUGAGUAAAAAUAUGAGUAAUUUUACAAGAAUAAAUGAUUGCUUUUUGAUUAUCGAGUCGCAUUUACUGGAGGAUAAAAAGGCGUAAUCUUACAGGAAUAAAGUUGUAUUUUCAAAAAAAUCAAAUUUUAUAAGGAUAGAUUCACAUUAAUUCGAGAAAGCCUAAAGUCAGGAAAAUAGUAGCCUUCAUUAGAGUGAAAAAAUACCAUAAUCUCACAAGAUUGAAGUUGAACCGGCAAGGGUUCAGUGUACGUCCGUUUUUUUCCCUGAGUUUUCACCACCCACAUCAGUUUUUACAACUCGCAACUGUUCUAUUUAAUUCAGAUUGAAAGUGCGCACUGAUUUCAAAGCCGACCUAACCUAUCAGCUAGCGAACCAACCUACAAAGUAUUCAAUGAACACAUUCAAUUUGCCCAAAUAUUCACAUCAAAAUGACGUUUUUUGUUUUGUUUUGUUUAAUUUGAAUGCUUGGGACACAAUAAAAAUAGACUAUUUAUUUAACGUUUGCCUCGCGUAAUCCAUUUAUUUGCCUCCAUAUUAUGGAAGUACUGUAAAUCUGUGCCACCUGAGUUUAAAUUUGAAUUCAUAAUGACUUUUUUUGUAUCAAAAUCAAACUUUGAUUUUUAAAUAACAUGACAGUUUUAGCACUUGUUAAAAUAGAUUUGCGGUACAAAAAAAUGUGACGUGUAGAAAUAUUUAGAUUUAAUUGCUGAGAAACAAUUCUAUGUAAAAUUCUCUGGAGAAAAAACAUCUAACAUCCAACAUCUAAAUUUGCAUGGCACAAAAAUGACCAGAAUGGAAGUAUAUCUGUGCCUUCUGAGUGAGUUUCAAUUAGCACCCAAAACAAACCAUCAAAUUUCUAGCAGUCAAUGUUAAAAUGAAUUUACAGUUAAAAAAAUAAUGAAAUAAAAAUUUAAUUUGAUUGCUGGCAUUUUUUGUAUUUAUUUAUUUAUUUUAUUUUUUUUGCCUCUGCCUUUGACCCAGUUUUGUGUCAAUCUAUCCAUCCAUUUUCCUCCGUUUAUCUGAGGUCGGGUCGCAGGGCCAGCAGCCUCAGGAGGGAAGCCCAGACUUCCCUCUCCACAGCCACUUCGCGUUUCCAGGCCAGCCGAGAGACAUCGUCUCUCCAGCGUGUCCUGGGUCGUCCCCGGGGUCUCCUCCCGGUGGGACGUGCCCGGAACACCUCACCAGGGAGGCGUCCGGGAGGCAUCCUAAUCAGAUGCCCGAGCCACCUCAUCUGGCUCCUCUCAAUGCGGAAGAGCAGCGGCUCUACCCUGAGCCCCUCCCGGAUGACAGAGUUUCUCACCCCAUCUCUAAGGGACAGCCAGGACACCCUGUGGAGGAAACUUAUUUUGGCCGCUUGUAUCCGGGAUCUUGUUCUUUCGAUCACGACACACAGCUUGUGACCAUAGGUGAGGGUAGGAACGUAGAUCGACCGGUAAAUCGAAAGCUUCUCCUUUCAACUUAGCUCCUUCUUCACCACAACCGACCGAUACAAAGUCCUCAUCACUGCAGACGCUGUACCGAUCCUCCUGUCGAUCUCCCGUUCCAUUCUUCCCUCACUCUUGAACAAGACCCCAAGAUAUUUGAACUCCUCCACUCGGGGCAGGAUCUCAUCCCCGACCCGGAGAGGGCACUCCACCCUUUCCGACUGUGGACCAUGGUCUCAGAUUUGGAGGUGCUGAUUCUCAUCCCAGCCGCUUCACACUCGGCUGCGAACCGCUCCAGUGAGAGUUGGAGAUCAUGGCUUGAUGAAGCCAGCAGAACCACAUUAUCAGCAAAAAGCAGAGAUGCAAUACUGAGGCCACCAAACCGAACCCCCUCUACGCCUCGGCUGCGCCUUGAAAUUCUGUCCAUAAACGUUAUUAACAGAAUCGGUGACAAAGGGCAACCUUGUCGGAAUCCAACCCUCACCGGAAACAAAUCCGACUUAAUGCCGGCAAUGUGGACUAAACUCUGACACUGGUUGUAUAGGAACCGAACAACCCGUAUCAGGGGGUUCGGCACCCCAUGCUCCCGAAGUACCCCACACAGAACUCCCAGAGGGACACGGUCGAACGCCCUCUCAAAGUCCACGCAAUGCGUGUAGACUGGUUGGGCGAACUCCCAUGCACCCUUGAGGACCCUGCAGAGAUUCAACUUCCCGACGGAGCCUCCUCUUUAGCACCCCUGAAUAGACCUUACAGGAAGACUGAGGAGUGUGAUCCCCUUGUAGUUGGAACACACCGUGUCCCCCUUGACCACCACCCCAGUCUGCCAAUCCAGAGGCACUGUCCCCAAUGUCCAUGCGAUGUUGCAGAGGUGUGUCAAGCAGGACAGCCCCAAAACAUCCAGAGCCUUUAGGAACUCUGGACGCAUCUCAUCCACCCCCGGGGCCUUGCCACCGAGGAGCUUCUUAACCACCUCGGUGACCUCAACCCCAGAGAUAUGAGAGCCCACCUCAGAGACCCCAGACUUUGCUUCCUCAUGGGAAGGCGUGUCGGUGGAAUUAAGGAGGUCUUCGAAGUAUUCUCCCCACCGACUCACAACGUCCCGAGUCGAGGUCAUCAGCGCCCCAUUCCCACUAUACACAGUGUUGAUGUUGCAUUGUUUCCCCCUCCUGAGUCGCCGGAUGGUGGACCAGAAUUUCCUCCGAAGCCGUUCGGAAAUCGUUCUCCAUUGCCUCACCGAAGUCCUCCCACGUCCGACUUUUUUGUGUCCGCUUUGACCAUAUUAGGCCAAGACCGCCACCUUUCCUCUGAUUGGUUGUCUCAGUGUAGGAAACCAACUUGUGAGAGCUCACGUGUUUAUGUUGACAGUCCUGGCUUGGGAGUGGAGAGGUAGAUGAAGAUCUUCGCUGGUGACGUAGAUAAGCUUGAGAAGUUAAAAUGAUCGGAUUUCAGGCCUCUCGGCAGAAAAACGUCUGGAACUCAGGAAUGCGUGGACGAUUUUAAUUCAUAUUUCCCAUAUUUACUGAGGCACCAUACAGACAAUAUUACAUCCCAAAUACUAGAAAAUGUUGGUUUGGUAAAAUAUGGCACCUUUAAAAUAAAUUCAGAGAAAAAAAAAAAAUAAUUUGAAAUUUCAACUCAAAUGGCACAGAAAUACUUCCAUAGCGCGUCCAUAAUAAUACAGCCUCUUGUUAUGUGAAUAUAUGAGCAGACUGACGUCACCUUUAAUUAAACAUUCCACGGAAAGACUGCGGCCAUUUUUGCUGACACCUUUGCAGUGUUGGACUGAUCUCUUUUGUCUACAAAGUAGAUUCUUAUACAUUUGAUAAUCAAAUUUAUUAUUUAUGUCAUAUAAAAAGUACCUGUAUAUAAUGUUCCUGUUAGGUCGUGUGUAGUUUGUGAGUGGAAAAUAAUUUUGCAUAUUAGAUUUUCUCAAAGGAAUGUAUUUUAUUCUCUUUUUGUGUGUGUCAGCUGGCACAUUGUCAUAAGAAAACACUCUGAUGUGUUGUACUUAGUGCUACGUUGUUGUAAAACUCUUUAUAAUGAUUACUCAGUGUAUUUUGUUGCCCUUGCUCCUGAGGUACAGUAUAUGCAUAUACGUACACCAUGUCAUAUAUUGUCAACAAAAAAAGAAUUGUGAUGCUAAAUGAGUUCUAUUAGGGGCUGUUGUUGUAUUAUUACUUUCUACUGUGGUGCAAAUUGCUUCUCUGGAAUUUAUUUGUGUCUUGUGUGGAAUCCAAUCUUAAUAAAACAAAGGGGACAAAGA
Messenger RNA from Phycodurus eques (leafy seadragon), 7391 nucleotides. RefSeq names its product rhophilin, Rho GTPase binding protein 2 (gene rhpn2). Bases 194 to 2236 code for a protein of 680 amino acids. The transcript has 14 exons. The record is from RefSeq and is a predicted model, not a curated record. Gene Ontology annotation, biological process: negative regulation of stress fiber assembly; signal transduction. NCBI's taxonomy places the organism in Eukaryota, Metazoa, Chordata, Actinopteri, Syngnathiformes, Syngnathidae. Gene Ontology annotation, molecular function: protein binding.